AUGGAAAGCGAUGACGAUAGUAACAGUAUUAUUGAUGAAUUAUCAAUUUCUACAACAGUACAAAAUGGCACAAACAAUCAUCAUGAAAUCGUCAAUGAACCAUUAAAUUAUACAACAUACUUACAUACAGAUAUCCUAUUCUCUGCACUAAAAUGUCUUAGUCAUAUUGAUCGAUCGAAUAAUAGUAGUCCGGCUGUGCAUGAUGAACAUUUUUUUAUUUUAAUUCAUCAAGUUUUUGAACUUUGGUUCAAACAAAUUUUAUUUGAAAUUGAUUCGAUUCGAUCCAUUUUUGAUAAUAAUGGAGAUUUUCUACCUUAUUUUUUUAUUACUAAUUUACGUUUAAAUCGUAUAGCAAAAAUUUGGAGUAUAUUAAUUGAUCAAUUACAAUUACUUGAAUCAAUGACACCAAUGGAAUUUCUUGAAUUUCGAGAUUUUAUUACUCCAGCAAGUGGUUUUCAAAGUUUACAAUUUCGUCUUAUUGAAAUAAAACUUGGCUUAACUGAUCAAUUUCGAAAUUCAUAUAAAACGAAAUAUUUUACACAAACAAUGUUUAAUGGUGAACAAACUCAUCAACUUGAAAUAGCUCUACAAGAAAAUUCAUUAUUAUGUCAAAUUGAACGAUGGUUAGAAAAAAUCUAUGAUAAUACAUCAUUCAGUUUUCAUGAUGUAUUUACUUCAGCAAUACAAAAUAUGAUUGAAUAUGAAAAACAAAAACAAAUUCUCAAUGGUAUUGAUGUCGAAACUGUAGAAAGAACUGCAGAUAUAACAAAACAAAAGUUUGAUAAAAUGAUUGAUCCGAAUGAAUACAAAAAACUUUUGGAAAAUAAUGAGCGUCGUAUAAGUCAAAAGGCUAUGUUAUCUGUAUUAAUGAUAGCACAUUAUUAUCAAGAACCUUGUUUCCAACAUGCAUAUGAAAUACUUAACUCACUUAUCGAUAUCAAUAAUUUCAUGUCAACUUGGCGUUAUAAACAUAUAAUUUUAGUUCAACGUCAAAUUGGUCGAAAACGUGGUACUGGUGGUACCGAAGGUUUCUCAUAUCUACAGGAAACUAUGAGGUAAAAUAGAAACGAUUAUAAAUAGAGUUUAUGACCAAUUAAGGCGCCCCCUCCCCUCCCUCAAAAAAGUCAAUUUUCGUCAGAAAUUUCGAAACUGAGAUAAAUGCAUGAGAAGAUAGCUCGUGAUCUGAUCUUCCAUAAACGACGACAAUGUUUACCCGGCACCUCAUUUUUUUCAAAAAUUUUUGAAGAUUUCUGUCAUCCUCUAUUCGAAAAAUAAGCUGUUUUCGGAAAAAACCGAAAAUAUUUUUCAUUUUUUCUCGGUUUAUGAUAUUUUGAUCUUGUGGUCAAGAAUUCUUGAAGAAUCUUCAAUCUAUCCCUCUGAACAAAAUAAACGGAACACCUUAUUUUUCCGGUUAUUUCGUCCUACUAUUGUUGUCUGGUCUCAUAUUUAUACCACAGAUACAUACUCGAUUACUCAACUUUUUCUGAAAGUUUCAGCCUUAUAGAGUGAGAAUUGAUAGAGGAAUCUACCAAUAUAUCUUAAAUACUCAUGUGACACUGAAACCAAAAUUUCAUAUUUUAUUGAUUUCUCUAUUGUUUCAUAUUUAAUUUCGAAUUUCGGAUGGUAACUAAUUUCCUCUUAGGUACGAAUUUUCAAAGAGACAGUUUAAGAUAUCUCUUUGGAAAUUCGUGUCUAAGAGGAAACUAGCUACCACCCGAAAUUCGAAAUUAAACAUGAGACAAUAGAGAAAUCAAUAGAACAUCAAAUUUUGGUUUCAGUAGCACAUAAGUACUUAAGACAUAUUGGUAGAUUUCUUCAUUAAUUCUCACUCUAUAAGGCUGAAACUUUCAGAAAAAGUUGAGUAAUCAAGUAUGUAUCUGUGGUAUAAAUAUGAGACCGAACAACAAUAGUGGAAAGAAAUAACCCGAAAAAUAAGGUGUUCCGUUUAUUUAGAUCAAGUGGAUAUAUACAGACACGUAUGUAACUAGACACCCAUUUUUGGCGCGUUUUUUGAGUCAUUGAAUUUAUGAUCCUCUUCCUCCGCUAAAAAAAUAGGAAUUAAAAAAAAGGACUCUGUGGUGCCCUGCAUCCUGGCAUGCUCUUUCUAACAAAAGAAAAAUUAAACAUAUAGCACGAGCCUGGACCGAAAAAUUUUGGACGCAAAUGAGUUAUUUUUACUGUUAUUUGAUGAAUAUUUUGCUCAAACGUCAUGGUAUAGGACUGAAAAUUUCACAUGAUUUGAACGUACUUGACCCUGAAAUCGAUUUUUGAGGUGAGAAACCUUAAACAAAAAUACAUUGAAUAUUUUCAUAUGAAAUUAAAAGUUGAAAUUAUUGUAUUAAAAUCAAUGACAGAAAAGUUCGAUCAUUAUAUAGUAAUUACAAAUCAGUGUUACAAUCAGUAGGACUUUUUCCUUAUUGCCACCCAUCAGACCGACAUGAGUAGUAAUAUACUGACACUAACGAUGAAUACGGAAGAAUAAAAAGAAAAGUUCUCUCUUAAGAAUUUCUCUGUUUCGUUUCUAAUGUAAAAAUUUCGAUCUAUAACUAGACAUGAAUCAUUUUUUACUUUACUCAUAUUAUAAUAAUUAAAGCAAUCUGUCUAUUAGUCAUACAUUCCGUUGAAUCACUAGAGAAAUUAUGUAAUAUUUCUGUGAUUAGCUUGCUUCACCAAAGGCAACGAUAAACAUGCCGAUAGGUUUUUAGCUGACUGAUAGUUUGUGACAGAGAUUUUCUCAGAGAAGAAAAAAUGGAAAUUUCAUAUUUUAAGCGUACGUCGAAGCUAUGCUUUAUAUUCAUUAUGUAAUUAUAUUUUAAGAUUGAAGUAUUGUAAUUUUACUGUCAAACUCAAUAAAUAAAUAAUUUUCUUUUUUUUUAUUGUAGUGAAAAGUAUCAAGUGUUUAUUGAUUUAUGCAAUGUUUCUUCAUAUUUGAUUCCUAGAAGAUUUUUACCGAAAUUUGUCGAUAAAUCGACAAUACCGGCUACAACUAUAUCAUCAAUUGCAUUUCAACUUAAUCACGAAACUCCAACCAUUUGUAAACAACAAUCAUACAACCCGAAAUAUCAAUCUAGUCAAGAUCAAUUUCAAUAUUAUCAAAUUCCCUUUUUCCUUUUAGUGUUUGUGAGUGGAUUUAUAUUUGCUGCACUUAUUGGUCGAUUUAUGUAUUAGAAAUUCAUAAAACCUUUUCUUUUCCAUUUUACCAUCAUAGUGUCAUUGUAGAAUCUCGAAACAAAAUGAUCUGAAUAAGUUUUUUUCUCUCUCAUAACCUGAAUCUUUUUUAUUGUCUAUUAAUAUUAACGAAUAAAAUUGCAUACAGACAAACUUAUAUUCAUAAAUUGUUAGUCAGAGAUUAAGAUUCAUUUUAAAUGUUCAGAUAUUCUGAAUUUAAGUUCUAAUGAAUUUAUUUGUGAUUGUAUAAAUACAUUUGUUUAGUACUAAAAGUUCAAAUAUUGUCCUGCCAAAACUAUUCUAGAUAGCUCAAGCAUUUAGAAAAAAAAGUUAUUUUGUUUGAAUUUCAAUUUGAAGUCUGAGUGUUGGUGUAGUUAGGGAUAUACCAAGACCGAGACUCUUGGUCUUGGUCAGUCUCGGUAUCAUAGUCUCAAACGAUCAUUCAUUGAAAAACCAAAGCAUCUCGAAGAGUAUGUGUGUACAAUUUUCAUUGAUCAAAAAUUAGUUCUUUUUACGGUGAUCACCUUUUGGAACAGUAAGUACCACUCUCAGGUAUUCCUAAUGACUUUCUUAUUUGAAUUCAUUGUGUCCAAUCUCAAUCUAAGCAUUGAUCUAUCUCGGCUUUGAAACUUUGUCUUGUAAAAACAAUUAUUAUUCAUAUGUAAAUGGCAGAGUAUUAUUUUCACUUAAACGUCUCGAUGAUGAAGGAAGUUUUGCAUCUGACGAUGAGUUUCGACUCUCGAUCUCAUAUGUGAAAUAAUGAUUAUGCGUCAACAAUAGUAAUACGUUUGUUUUUAGGAGUGAGAUUGACUAUUUUCUUUCAUCAUAUUUCUUUUUAUUGAUGAAUAUGAUUCAAUUACGAGCGACAACCGAAAGAUGAUUAUAAUGAAACAAAAUAGAUCGAUAUGUUGACCUUUUUUUUAAUGGCGGAGUCAGAAAAAUUUUUUAGAGGGGGCUGAGCCCCCUCUAGUUACAGUUUUGAGGCUGAAAAUAAGUAUGCUCUUCCAUCUUAAUGCUAGAUCGUUUUCAUCCUAGAGGGGGCUCAAAAGUUUCUAGAGGGGGCUGAGUCCCCUCUGGCCCACCCCUGGCUCCGCCACUACUUUUUUUAAAUACAAAACAAAAAAUUUAAAUAAAUGAAUCCUUCAAAAGAACAGACUUAUAAACUUUAGGCAGAAAUAAACAUAAUCAAGCUUGACUAGACGACAAGAAAUUUUCUGAGAGGAAAGAAAAAUAAGAAUUUAUCACUAAGUGUGUCUCACGUUUUAUAACUGUUCAUUAACAUCGAAAUACUAUAAAUUGGAAGGAAAAUACGUUUAUUCCUUGCUCUAGUGACUUCUUUCUCAUACCUUCUUUUUUCUAAUGCAUUCGAAAGUUAAUUCUAAAAACAAAUAAAUGCGAAAACCUCGGAUUUAAAUCCGAGUGUUAUGUGUACUUCAAAAAGUGAAAAGGUAUAUUCACUGUGUUUUUUAUCACUAAAUUGCAAGGAGAAAAUACAGGCGUGCUAAGU
Rotaria sp. Silwood2 is the source of this 4675-nucleotide messenger RNA. NCBI's taxonomy places the organism in Eukaryota, Metazoa, Rotifera, Eurotatoria, Philodinida, Philodinidae. The record is from the annotation of a GenBank genome assembly.